Molecule: messenger RNA, 1729 nt
Organism: Trichobilharzia regenti
Lineage: Eukaryota; Metazoa; Platyhelminthes; Trematoda; Strigeidida; Schistosomatidae
Source: the annotation of a GenBank genome assembly
AUGCGCUCAGUUAAAAUCAGUCAGCAGGGCUUCCUUAAUAAGUCAGCUGAAGCCCAUAAAGUUGUAAACACUUAUAUUUUUGGUUCUUGGGGGAAUUUCAAUGUGUCAGAUGUCAAGGUCAAGGUUUUAACUAUGAUACGAUAUGAAAUGUCCCUGAUUAUUAAAGCUCUUGGUACGCCUGGCAUAAAAGCAGCUCUAAAGAGACAACUUAAAGGAAUGCUUGAGAAUGGCGCUCACUUAUUCAAUGUUGAAAAUCUCGGUCUGAGGCGACUGCCGAAUGUUUUCCAUGUUCAAGGUGAACGGCAAUACGAAGGCCACUAUUUUCUUAUUAAUUUCAAUGCUCCUUACGAUUCAAUUACUCUGAUGAAGAAAAUAGCGAAUAAAGACUCCGAUGUCAUCAAAUGCUUCGCUAGCCUCAAAAAUGACAACUGGGUUCCUCCGUGUUCAUUACCUGAUGCGGCCAAGUGUGAAUUCGGAGAAAUUCGUAAUCCGAAUUACGAAAAAACUGCUAGACGACGACAUGGUUACCGAAUGUACUAAACAAUAAACAAAAACCAAUUGCAACGGGCAAGAAGCACGACAACCGACGAACGAACAUGAACGAAUCAUUGUACAUACAUCACAUCAGCACUGACAGAUGGCCAAAAGGCAACACAUUGCCAUCGCACUCACCGGACGUUUUACUAAUGAUGGUACAAUUAGCUUCUCAUUUCCAACUGGUAUCGUCUUAGAAUCGUCACGACCCCACUAAGGAGGGAGUGAACUGAAGUGGUAAAUAAUUCUCUAAGAUUAUUAGUCUGCUACAUUCUUCCUUGAGCACUGGAUGUUGACCUUCAUUGAUUAAGUCAACUUGUUAAGUUCGAGGUGUGCGAUCAAGCAUUUACAUAAUUUGGCACACUGUCGUUUCACAUUCGGUCGUUCGUGCACGAACCCUAACUAGCUAAGCAUUCAUCAUCGCACUACGAUUCUGAUCACCAAAUAUAUAUCUCGUAUUUUGGAUGAUCAAUUCAUUCUCUUGAUCUGUCUCUAGAGUUGAAGGUUAAAAACUUGUAUUUGCAUACAGAGUAUCUUGCGUAAAUGUCAGCAUCCAUCAUCUUCUAAACCUUGCUUACAGUUGUCACGUAAACGCAUCCAUUUUAUUCUCAUCCAGUAACAAUUUUCACUUUAUCGAGUUGCAAACGUUUACUACCAUUAUACAUAAUUUCUUCCUAUCUUUAGAGAGCACUUAUGAUUAAUUUUACUAAUUAUGUUGCACGUCUACCAUUCAAUAACGAACUGUUUUGUGUUAUAGUAAAUAUAAAUAGGAUUAUGCAGCCUUUAUUGUUGAGUUCAUCGAUAGAGGAAUUGCUUUUGCGAAAAGUUUCUUUUAUUUUCUUUAUGACUCAAUAACUACCAAAAAACCCUUCUGAGAAACAUUCAGGUAGUCUUAACUCCAAACUUACUACAAGGAAUCGAAAUUGGGGCUUCCACAUGUGUGGUGAGAGCUGGCUGUUAGUCAAAAUUGAUGGACAAUAAUUUACGUCAGUGUUUAUGUUCCCAGUAGUGGUCGUGAAAAAAUGAGAACAAAGGCUUUGCGUAGGCGGAUACAGUUAACAUAUGGAUGAUCUGAUAUUCAAGAAACAGCCACAAAGAGAUGCAAGGUUAACUUUCUGUGAGAAACAACCAAUCAAAAGACUGUUUUUCUGCUAACAAUAAUCUAUAUUAUGUACAUGAAACUCUAUAAAUAUGU